Messenger RNA from Menidia menidia (Atlantic silverside), 231 nucleotides. The record is from the annotation of a GenBank genome assembly. Lineage: Eukaryota; Metazoa; Chordata; Actinopteri; Atheriniformes; Atherinopsidae.
AUGGGAAAUGUAGUCCCAAAGUUAGCCCUACACCACGGGAAAUAUUGUCCCAAGGUCCAGAAACUGUCCAAGAACGAGGUCCUGAUGGUCAACAUCGGCUCUCUGUCCACCGGCGGCCGCGUGAGCGCGGUGAAGGCCGACCUGGCCAAGAUCGUGCUGACCAACCCGGUGUGCACCGAGGUGGGAGAGAAGAUCGCCCUCAGCCGCAGGGUGGAGAAGCACUGGAGGUGA